AUGCCUGCACCUUCCGGGCAGCAUUUUCAGGACUGCUCAACGCAGCCCCUUACAUACUUGCCCUUGUACCACGACCUGUCAGCGCCAGAAUCUUUUUACUCAUCUAAUCCAGCGCGGCAGAUCAUGACGCCCACACCACCGUCGACCACCUCUUCCGGCGGCCGUUCCCCCCAGGAGCAGUUUCGUGUUGUCCGAAAGCGAAACAGAGUACCGCUCAGUUGUUAUCCUUGCCGGUCAAGAAAAAAGUGUGACAGAAAUCACCCGUGCGGAAACUGCACUAAACGAGGAGGGACAGAUGCCCCUUCGUGUUUCUAUGCCACGCCGCCGGCCCGGAAAAAAAGUCAAUGCCAACCAGGUGCCUCUCCCGACGACAUGCAGAACCGUAUUGACAGGCUGGAAGGCUUGGUUUUGUCACUCGUGCAUGGCGGUGCUAAUAUUGAUCUACCUCCGGCCGCUACUGCUACAAAUGCUGCGGCUUCUGCUGGUGGGCAUGCUAAAGGACAAGGUGCUAGCUCGACGACGACUAGCAGCUCUUCGGCCUUCCUACACCUCGACGACGAUGAUGGCGCUAUGCAAGAUGGCGAGGGAGAAAGUGACAUCGACGAUGGACUGGCAACCUCCCUCGGCGUUCUGAAGGUGGAUCCCGAUAGGGGAAAGUCCAUGUAUGUCGGACAAGGCCACUGGCACACCGUUUUGGCGGACAUCGCCGAGGUCAAGAACUACUUUGCACUUCACAAGAAGGACCUGGAGAAGAGCUAUGAGAAAGUGAUGCUCAGCAAGCCGCCUACAGCUUGUGAAGGCCUCACGUUUCUUUUCGAGUCAACACCUGCUGCCGAAAUCGAGCUGAGGGCCGAGUUGCCUUCCAAGUCAACAGUCCUGACCCUUUGUGGAAGGUACUUCAACUCAAUGGAUAAUGCUGUUAAUAUCAUUCAUCCACCCACCUUCCACCAGCAGCUUCGCAAUCACUGGCUGGACCCGUCUCGGACACCAAUCAUGUGGUUAGGCCUGCUUUAUUCGGUCAUGUGCCUGGCCAUGUUGAGUUAUCACAAGGUUGGUGACGAGCCGCCCGAAUGGAAGGGCCGCACACUGGAAAAGGCAGCCGAGUACCGACUCCGAACCGUUCAGUGUCUCCGGGUAGGCGAUUAUACGAAGCCGACCGAGUAUACCGUGGAGACUAUGAUUCUCUACCUCUUUGCCGAACAUUCAUCCCGGUGGGAUGCCGAUGUCGGCCUGUGGUUGAUAAUGUCUCAGGUCACGAGGGUUGCCUUCCGUAUGGGCUAUCACAGAGAUGCGAAGUGGUUUCCUUCUCUCACUCCUUUCCAAGCUGAAAUGAGAAGAAGAACGUGGGCUUUGAUCAGGAUGUGCGACGUAUUUUUUUCACACCAGCUCUCUCUACCUACUAUGAUCUACGAACACGACUGCGACACCGACCUUCCGCACAACCUGGCUGAUGAGGAUUUCCAUCCAGACACCAAGGUGCUACCCCCACCGAAACCAGAUACAGAGCCUACCAACAUCAGCUAUAUGAUGGCCAAGGUUAAGCUCGCACUGGAGCUGGGCAACAUAUUACAAGCAACAGGUCGUAUCCGAAAUCCGGUCCAUUAUGAUGAAGUUAUUCGCUUUGACGCAAAACUGCGUGAGAUCAAGGCGAAUCUACCUCCGCACCUACGGUUCCAACCCCUCUCGGGCUGUCAUGAUCCGUUAACGCUGAUCAUUGCGCGGUUCAAUAUCGAUAUUCUCUUUCAGAAAAUCAUCUGUCUUCUUCACAGAAGGUACAUGUCGAAGGCGACACAAAACAUCAAAUAUAACAGCUCUCGGCUUAGGGCAAUCUCAUCUUCCCUUGAGUCCUUGGGUCAUCUGGCAACGCUCCACCGUGAAUCACAACCAAGAGGUCGAUUUCGCUCCAUCAAGUGGUUCGUGACUUCUAUCGCAACCAAGGACUUCCUCCUUCCCGCUAUGCUGAUCGUGUUGGAUCUGCACUAUGACAACACGUUACGCCGAACAAAGACGGCACCAGCCAGUCCUCCUUGGACUUCGGAGCAACGUGCCGAGAUGAUCAAGAGCCUUGAAGUCACCCGAGACAUUUGGAAGGGAUUGGCAGAUGAGUCUAUGGACGCCCUCAAGGCGUUCAAUGUCCUAGAGAUUAUGCUGGACAAGAUCAAUGGCACACAGUCCUCUCAACACUCUGGCAGCGCGAUCGAAAUUCCUACAACGGCAAAAGCGACCGAGUUCUCAGACCCAGUACAAGAGAUGCGGUCAGAGCACUCGGCUGCCAUAACGCUGGGUAUGCUCUCAGGAAGUAUAGAUGCAAGCACAACCUCACCAACACAUGCGACACAAGGUCUUGAUGGGCCCAAUCAUCCUUCACUGAACAUGAACGUCAGUGCCGACCCAGCGACUUUUGGCACAGGUCCUUUGAGCAUGGGCCUGACGCCAGAUUACCUGGGCAACACGAUGGCUGGAAUCGGCGACACAUCUCCGUUCUCCUCACUGUUUGGUGACGGCGGACAUCGAGGAUUUCACGUUUUGCUGACGAUGGAUUACAAAUAG
Neurospora tetrasperma FGSC 2508 is the source of this 2550-nucleotide messenger RNA. RefSeq lists its product as uncharacterized. Lineage: Eukaryota; Fungi; Ascomycota; Sordariomycetes; Sordariales; Sordariaceae. Gene Ontology annotation, cellular component: nucleus. Gene Ontology annotation, molecular function: DNA-binding transcription factor activity, RNA polymerase II-specific; zinc ion binding; DNA binding. Bases 1 to 2550 code for a protein of 849 amino acids. The transcript is spliced from 5 exons. Gene Ontology annotation, biological process: regulation of DNA-templated transcription; DNA-templated transcription. The record is from RefSeq and is a predicted model, not a curated record.